Messenger RNA from Bipolaris sorokiniana ND90Pr, 1480 nucleotides. RefSeq lists its product as uncharacterized. Gene Ontology annotation, molecular function: RNA binding; structural constituent of ribosome. Gene Ontology annotation, cellular component: cytosolic large ribosomal subunit; ribosome. Lineage: Eukaryota; Fungi; Ascomycota; Dothideomycetes; Pleosporales; Pleosporaceae. Bases 131 to 1183 code for a protein of 350 amino acids. The record is from RefSeq and is a predicted model, not a curated record. Gene Ontology annotation, biological process: translation. The transcript has 3 exons.
CUGCGGCGUUCAUCGUCUAGCGUAUAGCGUAUAGCGCAUGGCCUGGAAAAGUCCGCUGGAGACUUGACAUGGGCCAUGCCAUUGCUAUCACGGACGACAAUCACCCACCACACGUUCCCCCGACGUCGUCAUGGCCAUGCGUGACCUGCCGCUGCGCACCGCCGUGGCCUUGGGAAACUCCGCCAGGCCCGCUAUCCGCGCCGCCCUCCCCGCCCUUGGCCGCAAUGCCUCGUCCCAAGCACUCGCAGAAAUUGAGGACGCAUCCUCCCUCCAGACGCCACCACCGCCAGCAGAUCUGGUCAAGAAUUUCGACCCGGUAGCGACGAGUCGGCUGCGGAGAAGGGGGAACAAGCAGCUGCCGCCUAGCAGGUACCAAUAUCGCUCGCCCAAGUACUAUCGCGGUCCACUCCACCCUCACCAGCCCCCGCCAGAGUCCGAUCCUGCAUCGCGACUCUUCCAGCCGGGGCCCUUCAGUCUGUCGCGCCUCGAGCAAACGUACCAGAGCAAAAUCGCCUCCGACCUGCUCACCCUCACAUACCAGCACUAUCCCCCAGGCUACCGGGCCCCCAAGACCGAACAGCGGUUGCGCGAAUGGACUGGCGACUCGCCCUACUUCAAGAAUCGCCCACUGCGGCCCCCGCGAGGCAAGGGUGAGGUCCUGCGCCUGCUCCAAGAACCCCGCACAUUCCGCAAUGUGCCCAAAAUCACAAAGGUCGUCGUACACUCCAUGGUACCAGAAGCCCAAGAGAACAGCGGAAAUUUGCAUGUUGCCGGUAUGGUGCUGCAGGCCAUUAGCAAUGUGCGAGCAGUUUCCCACAAGGCAAGGCACAACGUAGUCGGCUGGGGACUGCGUAAAGGCAGAUAUGUCGCAGUCACCUCUACCAUGGAACGGGAAGACGCAGACAAUUUUUUGGCCAAACUGAUCGACGUGGUACUGCCGAGGAUCAAGGAAUGGAAGGGCGUGCCCGGUUCAUCUGGUGACGGACACGGCAAUAUGAGCUUUGGUCUUACCCCGGACCAAGUUGCCCUCUUUCCCGAGAUCGAGGUCAACUAUGACGCUUAUCCUCCCAAGAUGAUUCCUGGUUGCCAUAUUACCAUCCAAACCGAUGCCACCAGCAACAAGGACGCCCGUCUCCUUCUUCAAGCCAUUGGUAUUCCGUUUUACGGAAAACUUAACGACUAGAUGCAAGUAUAUUCCCGGCCGUGUACAAGACAUGUAGUAAAUGUAAAAUACAGCCAUGCUGGCUGCCGCACAAAAUCCGCUGCGCAAUCCUCUUGACUACUAUGAUAGGACAGGCUUCCGUUCGAGUCUCCUACAUACUGGGCAUUCGAAAAGUGACCAGUCUAUCACGAUUCUUUCUUCCUAGCCAAUUUGAAAAGCUGAUUGCAAGAGAACAUUGAUCCGGCCAUCGCGCACGGAUUCUGAACAACUUGAGAUGUGAUACCUGAAGCGUUACAGCGCAAUUCGUGGACGCUUGAC